UUUUUUUUUGUUUAAAAGUUUAGUCUUAAAAAUUUUUUCACACCCUUUUUUUAAAUAUAAAUCUCAUUAUUUUCUCGAAUUAUAUAAAUAAACCAUCUUCUCUCUCCUUCAGUACAUAUAAAAUUAUCAUAAAAAAAAAAACUUAUAAUCAUAUAUUAAAAUCAUUAUACAUAUACUUAUAAUCUUACAAUCAUACAUUUAUAUAUUUCACAUUUCACGUCUUAAAAAAUUCUUUCUUAAACAACAAAAACUUACAAUAAUUAUUCAUCAUGUGGCAAAGAUUUUUAGGAGCUUCUUCACUUGUCGCAGUUGUCGCGAUAAAUACUACUUCAAAAGUCGUUCAUCCUCCACAGGAUCAUCAUCACCAUCAUACUCAUCAUAAUAAAAAGGAAGAAAAUCAUGAUUAUAAUCAUUACAAUAAUCAACCUCAUUAUCAUUUUACAUUCUCAAGAAAUGGUCAGACUGAAAAUACUGAUCCUAUAAACAACACUAAAUCAAAAAAGUCAAAAUCCAACAAGCGACAUACAAAUAAACACUACUUAUAAUGAUUUUUUUUUGAUAUUUUGGGACAUUUUAUUACGUUUUAAUUUUCCACUUCCUUUUUUGUAUUUAUAUUAUUAAAUGAAUUUCUUUCUUUUUUUUUAUCUUUUU
Messenger RNA from Rhizophagus irregularis DAOM 181602=DAOM 197198, 651 nucleotides. RefSeq lists its product as uncharacterized. The record is from RefSeq and is a predicted model, not a curated record. NCBI's taxonomy places the organism in Eukaryota, Fungi, Glomeromycota, Glomeromycetes, Glomerales, Glomeraceae.